AUGAUUAUUUUCUCGUGGAAUGCUAGAGGGGCUGCCAGCCCAAAUUUCACUAGAGUUUUGAAAGAGUAUGUGUCUCAAUACAAGCCGGACUUAAUUGCAAUACAGGAGACGAGGUGCAGUGGUACAGUUGCACAAAAUGCUAUUAAAAAAACAUGUUUUAACUUCAAUCUGGUGAUUGAUGCUCAGGGGUUUUCAGGAGGAAUAUGGCUCAUGUGGAAUAAUCCCAAUCUUUUAAUUCAAGAGAUAAGUAGAAAUGAACAAGCUUUGCACAUCUCAGUUUCAUACAAUCUGAAGAAAUGGGACUUCAACGAUAUCAGUGACAUAAGUGAAAAGAAAGGACGAGCACCUCCCAACUUAGCUCAGAUAAGGCGUUUUAGGGAUUGGAUGGACUCAUGCGGGUUAAUGGAUUUGGGUUUCCAAGGUACGCGCUUUACCUGGAGAGGUCCGAUUUGGCAAGGCAAAGAAAGAGUCUUCAAGCGUUUGGAUAGGGCCAUAUCCAAUCUUGAUUGGAGGAUCUGUUUUUAUGAGGCUUGUGUAGAGACUCUACCACGGAUAAAAUCCGAUCACCAUCCCAUUUUGAUUAAGUGUACAGGUAACAGUCAUGUUCUGAAAAAUAAGCCAUUUUGGUUCGAAUACAUGUGGAUGCAGCAUAAAGAGUUUCAACCCUUUCUCAAGAAUAACUGGAACAGAGAUUUGGCCCUUGAUGAAUCUAUAAAGGUGUUUGUGGAGAAAGUAAAGCAGUGGAACCACAACAUUUUUGAAAAUAUCUUCAAUCAGAAGAGGAUUUUACUUAGCAGGUUGAAGGGGAUUCAGAAUUCCCCUAGAUAUGGGAGAAGCGAGUUCUUGGACAAUCUAGAGGAUGAUCUUAACAAAGAGUUAGAGGUAAUCUUGGAUAGAGAACAAAUGUUCUGGAUACAAAAAUCCAAAGAGACUUGGAUGGUUGAAGGAGAUCGUAAUACAAAAUAUUAUCACAACAAAGCCAUUAUUCGCCGAAGAAGAAAUAAGAUUUUCAAGCUAAGAGACUCUGGUGGUAGCUGGAUAGAUAACCUGGACAAUCUCAAAGGUCAUGUCUGUGCCUAUUUCAAGCAUCUGUUCUAG
Messenger RNA from Arachis stenosperma, 1098 nucleotides. RefSeq lists its product as uncharacterized. The transcript is spliced from 2 exons. NCBI's taxonomy places the organism in Eukaryota, Viridiplantae, Streptophyta, Magnoliopsida, Fabales, Fabaceae. Bases 1 to 1098 code for a protein of 365 amino acids. The record is from RefSeq and is a predicted model, not a curated record.